Electrophorus electricus (electric eel) is the source of this 3173-nucleotide messenger RNA. It is a transcript of the gene acsbg1, whose product is annotated as acyl-CoA synthetase bubblegum family member 1. The record is from RefSeq and is a predicted model, not a curated record. Gene Ontology annotation, cellular component: membrane; endoplasmic reticulum. Lineage: Eukaryota; Metazoa; Chordata; Actinopteri; Gymnotiformes; Gymnotidae. Gene Ontology annotation, molecular function: long-chain fatty acid-CoA ligase activity.
AUACAAAAAUGGCCCCAAGCUCAUUAAUAUGCAUAAAGUGAUCUCACACCCCCCAAAACAACAAGCUACAAAACAAACUUCAAAACUAAAGUGUUCACAAAAAUAAUCAAUUACUGAAGUAGCUUCUAAAGUAAUUUAAAACUUGCUUAUGUUUUGGGUUAAAAAAUUACAGUCAGUUACCUGAAGUCUUUCAUAGCUGGAGACUGGAGAAUUGUGUUUCUGUUCACUGGUGCCUCAUGUCCUUUCUCUGAGGGGAGUGAGUGGGGUUGCCUUUCUGUCAUUAUACCAAGAACUGGAAGGUGUCUGUGCAGGACAAACGAUCACAGCAGCCAGCAUGAGCAGUAAUGGAAUAUUCCAACAUACAGCUUGCAACAAAAGUCAUCAUAGUUAUGAAGAGAAACUUCAAAGCAGCUCGGAGCAUUUGUCUCCAGGGCUCAUGACAGACCUGAGAGAAGAAGGAAAAGAACAGGUUAUGGAUAAUGAAACACCAGAGAAAAAGUGUGUUGAAGAGGUUCUGGAAGGGGUGUCUUUGGCACCAGCUCAUUGCCUUUGGACCACAGAGGCGAAUGGAUCAGUGCGACUCAGAAUUGAUGAACUUUGCCCUCAGGAACCCAUCACAGUGCAUCAGAUGUUCAUGACCUCAGUUCAGAAAUACGGAAAUUUGUUUGCCCUGGCAACUAAAAGAAAUGAUAAAUGGGAAAAGAUCACAUUCUCCGAAUACUACCAUUUAAGCAGGAUGGCUGCCAAGAGCUUUCUAAAGUUGGGCCUAGAGCGUUUCCACAGUGUGGCCAUUUUAGGAUUUAAUUCAGAAGAGUGGUUCCUUUCUGCUGUAGGAGCUGUUUUUGCAGGGGGUUUAAUGACAGGGAUCUAUGCCACAAACUCACCAGAAGCCUGCCUUUAUGUGGCUAGUGACUCAAGAGCAAAUGUCAUUGUAGUUGAGAACCAAAAGCAGCUGGAUAAAAUUUUGCAGAUAAAAGAUAACCUAACACAUUUAAAAGCGAUUGUGCAGUAUUCCGGGCCACUGCAGAAAAAAAUGCCCAAUCUCUAUUCAUGGGAGGAAUUCAUGGGUUUUGGAGUGGACAUUUCUGACAAAUCACUUGACGACAUUAUUGACAGUCAGAAAGCCAACCAAUGCUGUGUACUCAUCUAUACCUCGGGAACCACAGGCAUGCCAAAAGGAGUUAUGCUCAGCCAUGACAAUAUUACAUGGACAGCUCGCCAUGCUAGUCAGGCUGGUGACAUGCAGCCUGCUGAGGUGAAACAGGAAACAAUAGUGAGCUACCUGCCAUUGAGCCACAUUGCUGGUCAGAUCUAUGAUCUGUGGACAGGGAUCCAGUGGGGGGAGCUAGUCUACUUUGCUCAGCCUGAUGCUUUGAAGGGGAGCUUAAUAACCACUCUUAGAGAGGCCAGCCCUUCAUCACAUAUGGGAGUUCCCCGUGUUUGGGAAAAAAUAAUGGAGAAAAUAAAAGAGGAGAUUUCUCACAGUGCAUACAUGAAAAAGAAACUUGUGACCUGGGCCAUGUCAGUUAUCUUGGACGCAAAUCAAAGGUCCACAAAGGAUGAAGAGAAAUCAUUUGUCUUCACUCUAGCAGAUUCCCUUGUCAUGGAGAAACUUCGUGCUGAACUAGGCUUCUCUCGUUGUCAAAAAUUCUUCUCUGGUGCAGCUCCCAUUGGAAGCGAUACUAUGCAAUUCUUCCUUGGCCUCAACAUCUGGAUAUAUGAGGUCUAUGGGAUGAGCGAGAGUGCUGGACCUCACUUUAUGUCUGGCCCCAAGGCCUGCAAACUCCUAAGUUGUGGUAAAGUAGUUCCUGGCUGCAGAUGUAAACUAGCCAAUAUAGAUGCAGAUGGCAUUGGGGAGGUGUGCUUUUGGGGGCGUAACGUUUUCAUGGGGUAUCUCAACAUGGAGGAUAAGACAAUGGAAGCCUUGGGUGAGGAUGGCUGGCUACGUUCUGGAGACUUGGCCAAGAUGGAUGAGGAAGGAUUCCUUUACAUCACUGGAAGGAUAAAAGAGUUAAUAAUUACUGCUGGUGGAGAGAAUAUUCCUCCACUCCCCAUAGAGCAAGCUGUGAAAAGGGAGAUACCCAUCAUCAGCAAUGCUAUGCUGAUAGGGGACAAGAGAAAGUUUCUAUCCAUACUUCUCACACUCAAGUGUGUCACCAAUCCUGAAACCAUGGAGCCUACUGAUAACCUUAGCUUGGAGGCUGUGGAAUACUGUCAGCAGCUUGGAAGCCAAGCAAGAAAUGUUUCAGAUAUAAUAGGUGGGAGAGACAAGGUGGUGAACCACGCCAUUCAAGAGGGAAUUGAUCGGGUCAAUGCAAAGGCCACUUCCAAUGCCCAACGAAUUCAGAAAUGGACCAUCUUAAGGAAAGAGUUUUCAGGCUCCGGAGGAGAGUUAGGCCCAACAAUGAAACUGCGACGACCCAUUGUCCUAAAGAUGUACCAGAGUGAGAUCGAGACCUUCUACCGAGAAUGAAGGAAAAAAGGAGCUUAGUACAAUCUAGAGGGAACUGUUGAUUCUAACAGACCAAACAUCUUUUUUGUCAUAAACAUCUUGAAAUAGGACUUAAACUUUAAACUAAUGUUAGUAAUGCUAAGUGCCUUCAGUUUGUAGUCUCCUAUUUUAGGAUUACAAAAAUGCUUGUUGGAUGUACUUGCAGUAUAUAAAAUAUAAGCUUUUACUUCUCAGCCUAUAACAAGUAAUCAAGUAAAGAGUUUGUGUAAGGGUCGGUUAUAGGUAAGUAAUAUUUAUAGCUGUGGUCACAUCUGAUGCAUAUGAUCUGCUAACAUCAAUGGAAACAAUGGAAAGUAUAACUAUUCCUGUGUCUGUGUGAGAUUUAGCAACAUGUAUUUCCAACAUAGUCCUGUUUCAGUUAGAAUUACUCUGCUUUGAAACACAGAAAUGGCUUUUUGAAUCCUACUGAAUCAUUCUAAGAUUUAUGGCUGAUUCAUUAGCUACUUCAUGGAUAUAUAUAUUUAAAUGGUAAUCAUUAAGUACAAUUAGCAAACUACCUUUAGACAGCAAAGACCAGCAAGUAUUUACAUUCAAAAUAUCUAUAACUUUAAUGAAUUUGAUCUUUUAUAUAUUGAAUGAGAAUAUGCUUGCUAUUAACCGAAUUACAAAUUGGUAUAGGCAUUUUAAAAUACAGACAAGAAAUACAAGCAAUAAAUAAAAG